GGCCAAAGAAUUUGAUAAGCUUCAAUGGAGUUUAGCAUAUACAUAUGAAAGAACAAGCAUAUCAGAAACCUAUCAAGAUAAAUCACCCUUACAAAGAACUACUGAAGCAAUUAAAAAAAGCAGCAAGUUAUACAAUAUAAUUUAUUUUCAAAUUGCGAAUGAAUCAGUUAAUAUUGAAAAACAGGAAAGAUUUUUAAGAAUUGAAGAAGAGAAAUUGGCUAUUCAAAAAAAUAAAAAUAAUGAGUUGGAAAAGGAGAUUAUGUUAUAG
This is a messenger RNA of Dentiscutata erythropus, 268 nucleotides long. Lineage: Eukaryota; Fungi; Glomeromycota; Glomeromycetes; Diversisporales; Gigasporaceae. The record is from the annotation of a GenBank genome assembly.